AUGAAUAAUUACAGAGACGUGCUAUUUUCCGUCAUAAAUGCAGCCAAUACGUACAAGAAUAAAACAAUAGUAAUGUUGGUAAAUAAAAUUAACGGUGCCUAUCCAAUAUCAAAGUCGAGUGGCGACUUUCAUAGAUUGGCGAAUCAUCUAUACCAGCUGCUUCAUUCCGCUAGGCAUGAUGAUAUCAGCGACAAGUCAGUUAAAUACCUUUCUUCGGCGGCGGAAUCCAAAACAUCAGAACCCAUGGCUGCACCCAGUAAAUCAGAGAAGAGUGUUAUUACGUUUCCUAAUGUGUUUACAGGUACUAGCAAGGACGUUAAGGUGAAAACUCCUAAAUGGAAAAUAGGAAAACCAUUAACCAAGGAUUUUAUGUCCACAAAGGUAAAUAACAUGUUAACAUCAAUUGUAUUGGCUGAGACGGAAACCACUAAAUUGGCAGGUUUGGAAAACUUGAUAUCUUAUAUUAAACAACAUCCAGAUGCCCGGCAUAUUGCUGUUAAGGAAGGAGCAAUAUCCACAUUAUUAAGUGUUAGAAAAAGAACAAAAACCCAUUACAUACAUUGCGCGUUAAAAGAGGCGCUCGCUUUAUUGGGACAUGCCGAUCCUGUUAGAGGCAAAGGUAUAAGAAUUUUGUCAAUAGAUGGAGGUGGUACCAGAGGUAUACUUGUAAUUGAAAUGUUGAGAAAACUAGAGGAACUCAGUGGUAAGCCUGUUUAUGAAAUGUUUGACCUUAUUUGUGGGGUCAGUACCGGUGCAAUAAUAGGAACACUAAUGGGCUUAAAGCAACACACUCUCGAUGAAGUGUCUGAGAUUUAUAGAAGGAUUAGCUCUCAAGUGUUUACUCAAUCUCCACUCCGAGGCACCAGUAAUCUUGUGUGGUCUCAUUCAUAUUAUGAUACUGAUUUAUGGGAGAAAUUACUAAGCGAGCAGUGGGGAAACAAGACUUUGAUUGAGACGGCCAGAAACCUCAAAUGUCCCAAGUUUUGUGCCGUUUCUGCUGUAGUCAAUCACUCACGUUUGGUAGCUUAUGUCUUUAGAAAUUACUCUUUGCCAUGCAAAGUGCAAUCGCAAUACAUGGGGGAUUGCGUUCACGCCGUCUGGGAAGCGGUCAGGGCUUCGGCUGCGGCUCCAACUUACUUUGAAGAAUUUAAAAUCGGAAAUAUGAUACAUCAAGAUGGCGGGAUAUUGGUCAACAAUCCUACAGCUGUCGCAAUUCACGAGGCAAAAUUACUGUGGCCUUGCACUCCCAUACAGUGUGUCGUUUCUUUUGGAACCGGAAGAACUUCUUUGAAUCCUAUUGACUUUUCUGAACCCGCCAUUGCCAAUAACACGUCAUGGAAGAAUAAAUUUUUUGCCAUUAUUGAUAGCGCCACUGACACUGAAGGCAUACAUAUUAUGCUCUCUGAUUUGUUGCCUGCAGAUGUUUACUAUAGAUUCAACCCAUACCUUACCGAAAUGCUAGAAAUGACAGAAAUCAAUCCUCAGAAACUUGAUCAGUUGGAAAAAGACGCGCUAAUGUAUUUGAGGAGGAAUGAGGACAAAUUUCAGCAAGUGACCAGGAAACUUGGCGAAAGUAAGGGUCUAUGGCAACGACUGAUGGAAUGGCUUGCUUUGAGAAGGCAACUGCACAAUUUAAAAUUGUAGACCUUUAAUUUCUAGUUAAAAUUUCACCUGUAAAUAUGUAUAAAGUUAUUUGUAAUAAGCAAAACUGU
This is a messenger RNA of Cylas formicarius (sweet potato weevil), 1712 nucleotides long. Its product is annotated as calcium-independent phospholipase A2-gamma-like. Bases 1 to 1644 code for a protein of 547 amino acids. Gene Ontology annotation, biological process: arachidonate metabolic process. The record is from RefSeq and is a predicted model, not a curated record. The transcript has 6 exons. Gene Ontology annotation, cellular component: membrane. Lineage: Eukaryota; Metazoa; Arthropoda; Insecta; Coleoptera; Brentidae.